AUGCAGAGAGAAGACGUCAUCUACUUCGGCGCUGGCCCCGCGGGGUUGCCAACUGAUGUGCUCACCACCGCAGCUGCUGCGUUGCUGAAUUAUCAACAAACUGGUCUUGGUGUGGCCGAGCACAGUCAUCGUAGUACACUGGCAGCCGACAUCGUGAAUAACAUGAAAGCCGACCUCGCCGAUUUCCUCGAGAUUCCCUCAACACACGACGUGCUCAUUAUGCAAGGCGGAGGAUCCGGACAAUUCGAUGCGACAGUAUACAACUCCGUAUUGGUUUGGGUGGAAAACCAAAGACAAAAGAUUGUUCAAGCGAACGCCGACAUCAGUGAGGAGGAUUUAAUCAAACAAAUACAACAAAAGGUCCAGUCGGGAUUGCGACUUGACUACCUAGUAACCGGUUCAUGGUCCUUGAAGGCCAACCAAGAAGCCGUCCGAUUACUCGGACCGAGCCACGUCAACGUCGCAACAGACUCGAGGAAAGUCAACGAUGGCAAAUUCGGAAAGAUCGCAGACGAGUCAUCGUGGAACCUGAGCGAUAAACCUGCUAUGAUUUAUCUGUGCGAGAACGAAACCGUGGACGGCGUUGAAUGGCCCAGUUUCCCCAAGAUCCUCGAAUCAAAGGCUGACGACGAAACCCUUGUCAUCGGAGACUUUUCCUCAACCAUCCUUUCGCGACGAAUUCCAUUUGAUCAAUUCUCGAUCGUCUAUUUUGGCGCACAAAAGAAUCUAGGUUUACCGGGUAUCACUGUUGUGGUUAUCAAGAAGAGCAUUCUCGCAACUUUGAGUCAGGGUAAGCCCGAAUUGGCCAGGAAAGUUGGCCUACCGGUUCCUCCAACCAUUCUGGAUUAUGCGGUCACAGCCAAGAAUAACAGUCUUUAUAACACAUUAAGCAUUUUUGAUGUCUUUGUUGCUGGUCAAGUAUUGAAGAAACUUCUUGCCACGUUCCCCAAUAAAGUCCGUGGUCAAGAGGCUCUUUCUGGAAAGAAAGCGGGUUUGUUAUACGAUGUUCUUGACUCAUACCCGGAAAUAUACAAGGUUGUUCCCGACAAGAGCGUGCGGUCAAGAAUGAAUAUAUGUUUCCGAGUCACCAAGGGCGGAAAUGUCGACGAAGCCGAGAAGGCAUUUAUUAAGGGCGCAACAGAAAGGGGAUUGCUCGGUUUGAAGGGUCACAGAAGCGUUGGUGGAAUCCGCGUGUCAAAUUACAACGUUGUCGAUGAAGCCGGGGCCCACAAACUAGCAACAUUUUUGAAAGACUUUGCAACAUCUACAUGA
This is a messenger RNA of Talaromyces marneffei, 1272 nucleotides long. RefSeq lists its product as uncharacterized. Gene Ontology annotation, molecular function: pyridoxal phosphate binding; O-phospho-L-serine:2-oxoglutarate transaminase activity. NCBI's taxonomy places the organism in Eukaryota, Fungi, Ascomycota, Eurotiomycetes, Eurotiales, Trichocomaceae. Gene Ontology annotation, cellular component: cytoplasm. Gene Ontology annotation, biological process: L-serine biosynthetic process. The record is from RefSeq and is a predicted model, not a curated record. The transcript is spliced from 6 exons. Bases 1 to 1272 code for a protein of 423 amino acids.